UAAUCGCAUUUUAAAGCUCUACACUCUUUAGUUACACAAACAUGAAGACGUCGACCGAAACAGGAAGCUCAUGUGAUACUUCAGCGACACAACAUUUGGUGAAAAUGUUCUCAGAAACUGCAUCGAGCCCCCCCGGCUCUGCGUGAACUCUCCAGCCGGCGCCGUCGCACUCUGCUCCGGGUGCGGAGGACGCCAUCGCCCGCUGAACCAGAUGUUUGCUAACGCAGGCUAACCUUACCUUUUUACUUCUGUCGAUCCCUCAACAUCUGGAAGUUAGCAUGUAGCACAGCUGUCCAGGUCAUCAUGUGAGUAUAAAAGAGGGCCAGGUGGAGCUGUGAGGCCGCAGAGGACGGACGCUCAACUGAGAGGAGACGACAACCGACCGACCGACCGACCAGCAACAAAGAGGAGAAGACGUUUAUUACAGUCCGAGGAGAUGGAGGUCACAAAGAGCGCCAGGAAAGACGACCAGGGAGAAGUCGGAAGCGACCUAUCGGAGCGGAUUAAAGCCGCCACCAAAGAUAACCACGUCCGAGCUGAAAACACACAGCUGAUGCUGAGUUACCAGAAGGGACAGAUCACGCUGCCACAGUACAAGGUGCUGCUGUGCUCGCUCUACGAGAUCUACAAGGCGCUGGAGGAGGAGCUGGACAGAAACUCCUCCCAUCCCGCCGUCGCACCGAUUUACUUCCCUCAGGAGCUCGCUCGCCUGGAGUCACUCGAGAGCGAUCUGGAGUUUUUCUUUGGCGCGGCGUGGAGGAAGAGGGUGAUCGUUCCCGCCGCCACGCACCGAUACGAACAGAGGCUGCGCCAGAUCGGCAGAGAGAAACCGGAGCUGUUGGUGGCGCACGCUUACACCCGCUACCUCGGGGAUCUCUCAGGAGGUCAGGUGCUGGGGAAAAUUACCCAGAAGUCUCUGGGGCUGAGCGGCAGAGAGGGGCUGUCCUUCUUCUCCUUCCCCGGCGUGAGCAGCCCGAACCGCUUCAAGCAGCUUUACAGGAGCCGGAUGAACAGCGUCGAGCUGACGGAGGACGAGACGGCGGCGGUGCUGGAGGAGGCGGUCGCCGCCUUCGAGCUCAACAUCCAGGUUUUUGACGACCUGCAGAAAAUGCUGAGUGUCGCCGCGGAGACGUCCGACCAAUCAGAGAGCGGCGGUGUCAAAACUUCUCUGUUCCUGUCUUCACCCGUCAUACAGUUCACCGUGGGAGUGUGCGUUGCCUUGACAACAAUCGGAGUGGGACUGUACUCCUUUUAGACUCCAGUUUCAACAUGAGCACACAGCACUUUAAAAACCUGAUUUAUAAACUGUGAUUUGAAAUCAGUCCGCUUUACGUUUAUUUUAACUUUGUGAUUAUUUGUUUUCACCUCUUCUCUCUCCGUCGUGCUUUUGAUGUUUUCUGUGAAACUCUUUGAAUCGCCUUGUUGCUGAAAUGUGAUUUAGAAAUAAACUUCUUUCAGUACAGAAA
Labrus bergylta (ballan wrasse) is the source of this 1466-nucleotide messenger RNA. RefSeq names its product heme oxygenase 1a (gene hmox1a). Gene Ontology annotation, molecular function: heme oxygenase (decyclizing) activity; heme binding. The record is from RefSeq and is a predicted model, not a curated record. Gene Ontology annotation, biological process: response to oxidative stress; heme oxidation; heme catabolic process. Lineage: Eukaryota; Metazoa; Chordata; Actinopteri; Labriformes; Labridae.